Messenger RNA from Amphimedon queenslandica, 1367 nucleotides. RefSeq names its product TNF receptor-associated factor 5-like. Gene Ontology annotation, molecular function: protein binding; zinc ion binding. Gene Ontology annotation, cellular component: plasma membrane signaling receptor complex. Lineage: Eukaryota; Metazoa; Porifera; Demospongiae; Haplosclerida; Niphatidae. The coding region runs from base 304 to 1248 and encodes 314 amino acids. Gene Ontology annotation, biological process: signal transduction; regulation of canonical NF-kappaB signal transduction; regulation of apoptotic process. The record is from RefSeq and is a predicted model, not a curated record. The transcript has 2 exons.
ACUGAUGGUGCCCCAUAUGGUGGUUAUAGUUGCAAUUUUGUUCAUGGCGAUCCUCCAGAUGAGUACCUAUGUCACAUCUGUACACUGGUAGCACGGGAUCCUCAACAAGUUACCUGCUGCUCCAAUAUAUACUGUGAGAGCUGUCUGGAUACACUAAAAGAGAAGGGCCAACUUGGCCAAGGGUUUAUCUGCCCAACUUGUCGUAGCUCACUAGAAGGAAAGUACUUUAAAGAUGGAAGAGUAGAAAGGGGAAUAAAGUCACUUAAGGUUUAUUGCACUAACACUGAUAGUGGGUGCCAAUGGAUGGGGACUAUUAAGGAUAUUGACACUCAUCUUAAUAGUUGUACCUAUCACCUGGUACCUUGUACUAAUGAGUGUGGAGCAAUGAUUAGGAGAAGUUCACUGAAGACACAUCUAACAGACACCUGUUUAGAACGAAUAGUUAAGUGUCAGUAUUGCAAGCAAAGAGGCACAUAUCAACAAAUAACAAGCAGCAGCCAUUUUGAUGAGUGUCCUGAUCUCCCAAUCCAAUGCAGUAAUGAAGGUUGCAAUGAGAAGAUAUUGAGACGUUCACUAGCAUCACACAAUGAGACCUGCCCUAAAGCUAUCAUACCAUGUGAAUACAAUACCAUUGGAUGUAAUAAGAAAAUGAAGAGAAAAGAACAAGAGAAGCACAAUGAAGAAUCGAUGAAACAACAUCUUGAUAUAGCAAUGAAGAAGAUUGAUGCUCUACAGGUCACAGUACUACUUCCAAGAAAACAUGUCUUGAAGUUAAAUGAAUACACAGAGUUGAAAGAAGAAGAAGAAGGUUGGUCCAGCCCAGGCUUCUACACAUCCCCAGGAGGAUAUAAGAUGUUACUACGUGUCUAUCCUAAUGGUCUUUGUACUGGUAAAGGUACAGGUACACAUGUCUCUUGCUUCAUACGUCUUGAGGCAGGAGAAUAUGAUGAUACAUUGGAGUGGCCAUUUCAAGGAGAGGUUACUAUAGAACUACUGAAUCAACUGGAGGAUAAGAAUCAUAAGAAAAUUACGAUAUCAUUUAAUGAAUCAACACCAGAUACUAGCAAACAAAGAUUGUGGGAAGAUAUAAGGGCAGGUGGAUGGGGUUGUUCACAGUUCAUAUCACAUGAAGAGUUAGACUAUGAUCUAUUUACUAAUUGUCAGUAUCUUAAAGAUGAUAGUCUGUACUUCAGAGUCAGUGUGAAGGUUACAUCAAUAACAAAGCCAUGGCUGACAUCUGCUAAAUAACAUUAGUAGUACAAUAACAUAAUUAAUAAUACAUACAUGAGUUGCUAUAAUUGCUAUUCUGUUUUAAUUUAAACUUGUUAUGUUCAUGCAUUAAUGGUUUGUUAUAGUGUUAUUUCAUU